Meriones unguiculatus (Mongolian gerbil) is the source of this 3610-nucleotide messenger RNA. It is a transcript of the gene Ccdc149, whose product is annotated as coiled-coil domain containing 149. Bases 84 to 1694 code for a protein of 536 amino acids. The record is from RefSeq and is a predicted model, not a curated record. The transcript has 13 exons. Lineage: Eukaryota; Metazoa; Chordata; Mammalia; Rodentia; Muridae.
CCGGGGUGGCGGCGGCGGCGGCGGGAGCCGCGGGAGGAGAAGGGAGGCGUCCGUGCAGACCGCCGGCGCACGCGGGAGGAGACAUGGACGGCGACCGCACCGAGAGCGACUGGCAGGGGCUGGUGAGCGAGUACCUGGUGUGUAAGCGGAAGCUGGAGAGCAAGAAGGAGGCCCUGCUGAUCCUCUCCAAGGAGCUGGACACGUGCCAGCAGGAGAGGGACCAGUACAAACUCAUGGCUAAUCAGCUGCGAGAGAGACACCAGUCCCUGAAGAAGAAGUAUCGAGAGCUGAUUGAUGGAGAUCCAUCACUUCCCCCUGAAAAGAGGAAGCAGGCCAAUCUGGCACAGCUGCUGAGAGAAUCUCAGGACAGGAAUAAACAUCUGGGAGAAGAAGUUAAAGAACUCCGGCAGAGGCUUGGCGAGGUCCAGGGUGACAAUAAGCUGCUGAGGAUGACAAUUGCCAAACAAAGGCUCGGAGAUGAAGAAAUUGGCAUGAGACAUUUUGCAGCCCAUGAGCGCGAGGACUUGGUUGAGCAGCUGGAGCGAGCAAAGGAACAGAUAGAGUCGUUAGAGCAUGACCUGCAGGCUUCAGUGGAUGAACUCCAGGAUGUUAAGGAAGAGCGGGCUUCCUACCAGGAUAAAGUGGACAGGCUGAACCAGGAGCUCAACCACAUCCUGGGUGGUCAUGAGAACCGUAUCAUCGAUGUGGAUGCUCUGUGCAUGGAGAAUAGGUAUCUGCAAGAGAGACUGAAACAACUUCAUGAGGAAGUCAGUCUUCUGAAAUCGAACAUUGCCAAGUACAAGAAUGCUCUUGAGAGACGGAAAAACUCUAAGAGUCAAGGCAAGUCCAGCAGUAGUGCUCUGACUGGAGUCCUUUCUGCGAAGCAAGUUCAGGAUCUGCUCUCUGAAGAUCAUGGGUGCAGCCUCCCAGCGACUCCACAGUCCAUCGCUGACCUAAAGUCUCUGGCCACGGCCUUGCUGGAGACGAUCCAUGAGAAAAACAUGCUCAUUCAGCAUCAGAGACAAUCCAACAGAAUCCUAGGGAACCGAGUGGCAGAGCUGGAGAAGAAGCUGAGAACUCUGGAAGUUUCUGGUUUGUGGAGCCUUCCAGGCUUGAGCUACAAUGUUUCGGUUGGAUUUGGGAGGGGCAAGGAUACCAUACUGUUCAGUGACCAGACUCUCCCCACCAUACAGAGGUCAAAAUCCCCACUGUUGAAGUUUGUGGAACAACCCACUGAGAACAAGGAGAGUGCCAGGGAUGGGGAGACUCAGAAGCAGGAGCGAGGUGAAAGCUGUGCCACCACUGAAACGUUGGCAGUGCCCGAGGACGCUGGGAAGCCUGCUGUCAGCUCCCCAGCCCAGCUGAGCAACAUGGACCAGCGCUCACACUUCCAUCGUUCUCCGCUACCCCAGCUACCUUCAGAAGACGUCAACACGGUGGGAAGGGAGAUCACUCAACUGACUGAUGGGCAGGAGGCUGCAGACCUGGAGGAGGUCACAAGGGAGGCUCCCAUGGAGGAACAGAGGUGUGAGCCGGGCCUGUCCCCAUCUAGCCCUGCCUCCCAGGAAGAGUGUACCACAGCCCUCCAGGACCGCUCACCUUCUUUGCAGCCAGAGGCCAAAGCAUCCAGUGUGGAAGAUGACAGAGGGUUCUCAGAGAGUGCAGACAGGAGAAGAAGCACUGUGCAAACAUGAGGGGGAGAGAGACUGACAGGGUGACACCUUGAAGACACCAGGGACAGCGAGGAAAGGCCGAAGCCUCGGAACAGUCAUCCAAGCCCCUUUCUGCUCAAACACCUCCCUGUCUGCAAACGAGAAACUGCUCUGAUCCUGCUAUGAGCUGGGAGCACCCAAUGGUGCCAGCUCUGUCAGAUUUAUUAAAGCUGGUCUGUGAGCUCCUCGGUGUCACCUCUGUCUGCCAAAGACGUGCUGCUGUGAACAUGUCCAGGCACAAGAAUCGUGGUUGCCAUAUGGCUGCCUUUCCACAUCCCUCUUCCUGUCAGCAUUUGUUUUAUUAGAGAGAAGAUGUUUUUCUAUUAGCAUUUAAUGUUGUCCAUCAAAAUGAUGGGACAAGCUGGGAAAGGAAGGGCCCCCCACCCCCAGCUCUCAGUCUUGGGAAUAGCUAGGUGGAUGGAAGGAAAGAUGUAACUGAAUGAAAUGUGUUUAUGGGCCCAUGGUUGCAUUUUUGUCAUGUAGAGGAUCUCUGAGGAUCCCCUAGCAAUGGGUGAUCUUGGCACCCAGUGUUUCACAGUGGCAGGUGGGAGGCGCCAGAGCAGGCUGGGAAAGUUGAGCUGCAGGUUGGAGAAGCUGUUUGCUGACUGAGUACAGAUCUGAGCGUUCUAGCCUAGGUCUGGAGGUGUGGAGGAAUGGAUAACAAGGCGUUGUUGGAAGUAGGGGGCUUUUCAGUGGAAAUCUGAUUUUCUGUUGUUGUCAUUGUUAAUUAGAUGAUACUAGAAACACUAGCUGUCUUUAUCCAGCCUAAGCUGCAUAUAGGAUGAUGUGGGUAUUGCGGGUUCCGGGAAAGCUCCAUGCUUAGUGCCAUCCCAGUUUCCCUUGAAACCUAAACCAUUCACUCCAUCAGCAGAAUAUUGCAUCUGGCCUCCCAGGUACUGGACUUUCAAAUACAGGAUCUAGAACCUGUGGCCUAAUCAGGAAGGGGAAAAGGUGAGUUUAUGAUAGCCUUGACCACAGAGGAACCAAGUGUCAGAUCCAAGAGGAGAGGAGGGAGUAAUCAGCUCUGCCUGCUACUUCCUCACAGAGUGAAGAUGAGCUACAGAAAUUUACAGGGCCGUUGAGCCACAGGCUUUCCUCUGAAGUGGGCUCAGUUCACCUCCCCAGGUAUGUGGGAGUGGCUAAGAUUCCCUUAGCUCACACCACCUCCAAGAGCUAGAAUUGGUCUCUGAAACUCCAGCCAGAAAGAGAAGCUCAGAGGUGGCAUGUGUUCCCAUUCAUCCUAAAACCUGUCUCUGCCCUGGGACUCGUGGGGACAAGGACACACCUUCAAAGAGGGACCCAAAGCCCUGCUUAUCGCUCUGUAUUUCAGUCUGUUCCCUGCCUCUGAAGGCCAGGCCUAUAGGGGAGGAGGCCCUGAGGCUGCAAGUUCAUACAGGCCACCAGCCCUGAAGGUGCCUUUUUUGCUCGAUGGGGCUAUAGCUGGCUGCAUGUGUUUGGCUGCAUGUGGUCAGUAUUGCUGUAUAGGGCACCAGAACAGCCAAGGGAAACCCAGCCAGAUAUGACUCAGUAAAAAGAAAAUGAGCACUCUCACCUCCCAGAAGCUCUGGUUUGGACACACAUGCAACAGGUACCAUCUUUGGGGAGAUUCAUCACUUCCUGGUGAGUUGGGUUUAUAGUAAAUUCUAGCACAGUCUAGUAGGGCAAGAAACUGCAGUGAAGUCCAUGGUCUGUGCUUUAGGGAGCCAGGAAAAUAGGAGUCUAUAGCUUGAGCUUGAUGUGUACAGCCAGCUCAGGAGGAAACUGUUAUUAGAUGGAAUGAGAGCCGCUAAGCUGAUGUUGUAUGUAUGUAACCAUGACAACAAACAUCCCCACUUCUGCUGUGACCACCCAACAUGCUUCUUCUAUUCCAUAGACAUUAAAGAGAGUUCCAGACACUA